Molecule: messenger RNA, 870 nt
Organism: Dracunculus medinensis (Guinea worm)
Lineage: Eukaryota; Metazoa; Nematoda; Chromadorea; Rhabditida; Dracunculidae
Source: the annotation of a GenBank genome assembly
AUGGCUGAAAGUGCUGUUGAAUUCCUGGCUAGACGUGCACUUAAGCCAGAUCUUUAUCGACGACGAGGUUCGGUUAUUGUUCAUGAAAGUACCGCUGGAUGUACUGCUGUUGCACGAAUAAAACUAUUCUUUAGUUAUGAUUUUACUAAAUCGGAUUUUUUGGUUUCUAUUACUGAAGUGAAAGAUGCGAUGCCUCUCGACGAAUUUUAUUUUGUAUUGACUCUUGAAGGAUGUAAUCAACGAGAAUCGGAGAAAAUUCUUGCUGGAACGAUUUUUAAUCAACAAUCUUUCAAAUUCGCUCUUCCAUACGAAGAAUUAUUAGAAAGAAUGCUUACGGUUCAAAUGAUUGGUGCUGUAAAAUCAGGAAGUUCAGUAAUUGAAGUUGGGCAAAAGGACAUUGACCUUUCGGCAAUUGACCCAUCAGAUGAUGUUAUUUUAUGGACGACAAUUGAAGCCAAUAAUUCGCAAGAAAGCUGUGGUGAGCUUCUCAUUGGAAUGCAGUAUCUUCUUGCGGUUGAAAGGCUUACGGUAACUAUUCAUUCUGCGAGAGGCCUUAAAUGUUCCUUAUCAGAUGGUUGUGUUCGAAUUCGUUUAUUGUAUGCGGGAAAAAUCCAGAAAAAACGAAAAAGUUCAUUUAAAAAAAGCGAUAAUUGCCCAGUUUGGGAUGAAGCAUUUCAUUUUCGAAUUCCACAAAUUGCUCUUUCAAGUUCGCAAAUAGAGAUAACAGUGAUGAAUUACGACAGAAUUGGUAAACACACGGCGAUUGCAAUGGUGAUUAUCGAUAAGCAACAUCCAAGCAAAAUAUGGAAACAAAUGUUGGACAACAAAAAGGUAAAUCCAAGGUGGAUUCCUUUACAAACACCUGCCUAA